Oncorhynchus nerka (sockeye salmon) is the source of this 3076-nucleotide messenger RNA. RefSeq lists its product as uncharacterized. Gene Ontology annotation, biological process: negative regulation of receptor recycling; positive regulation of T cell receptor signaling pathway. The record is from RefSeq and is a predicted model, not a curated record. Gene Ontology annotation, cellular component: T cell receptor complex. The transcript is spliced from 6 exons. Lineage: Eukaryota; Metazoa; Chordata; Actinopteri; Salmoniformes; Salmonidae. The coding region runs from base 154 to 711 and encodes 185 amino acids.
AGAGAGAAGGAGAGAGAAGGAGAGAGAGAGAGAGAGAGAGAGAGAGAGAGAGAGAGAGAGAGAGAGAGAGAGAGAGAAGGAAGGAGAUAUAUACAGAAAGAGACAGAGAGACAGAGUGACUAUUAUUUACUCUAUACCUCCAUAAUUAUUCUAAUGAUGUCAGACUGUACCUGGGGAAUAAUAUCUCUGACUUUAACCUCUCUGCUUCUCUUCAUCUCUGUGUGUCUCAAUCUCACCUGCUUUCUGAGACACAGGGACACCAGACACAAAGCAGGCAAUGAGGAGUUUCUCCCCCAGCAGCAUUAUCCAAGAGAGCGUGAAAUGCAGGAGGAAGAGGAGGAAGAGGAGAAUCAGCAGCAGGAGAAUCCCAUCUACGGAAACAUCACUACAGACCUGUGCUAUGAACCCAUGACCAAGCAACGUUCCAGAGACGACAGAAAGCCUGCGCCCCAGCACUACCAACCCGACCUGAACUAUGCUUCUCUGGACCUGAACGUGGGACAGAUACCCAAGAAGAGGAUGCGUCGCUACCAGCAGGGCCAGGUUCAGGCCCAGACCGUGCCCGAGACCCAGAUGGGUGGGGGUUUCCUGGAAAUAGAUGCAGAGAUGGAGGCCUCCCUCCCCUCACGGAGUAGCAGCCCUCUGGCUUCCAGAAACAGCAUCUACCUCAACAGUCUACAGAUGGCACUAGAGACAGAGGAGAGGGAAUAAAAGAGAGCCAAGGAGAUGGGGAGGGAGAUGUAGGAGGAUAGAGAGUGGGAUGGAGACAGGAAGUGGGAGAGGGGGAGAAAGGUACAGUAGGUUAUGAUGGAGGGAUGGAGACAGGAAGUGGGAGAGGGGGAGAAAGGUACAGUAGGUUAUGAUGGAGGGAUGGAGACAGGAAGUGGGAGAGGGGGAGAAAGAUACAAUAGGUUAUGAUGGAGGGAUGGAGACAGGAAGUGGGAAAGGGGGAGAAAGAUACAGUAGGUUGUGAUGGAGGGAUGGAGACAGGAAGUGGGGAGAGGGGGAGAAAGAUACAGUAGGUUAUGAUGGAGGGAUGGAGACAGGAAGUGGGGAGAGGGGGAGAAAGAUACAGUAGGUUAUGAUGUAGGGAUGGAGACAGGAAGUGGGAAAGGGGGAGAAAGAUACAGUAGGUUAUGAUGUAGGGAUGGAGACAGGAAGUGGGGAGAGGGGGAGAAAGAUACAGUAGGUUAUGAUGUAGGGAUGGAGACAGGAAGUGGGGAGAGGGGGAGAAAGAUACAGUAGGUUAUGAUGUAGGGAUGGAGACAGGAAGUGGGGAGAGGGGGAGAAAGAUACAGUAGGUUAUGAUGUAGGGAUGGAGAUAGAGCUGGGUAUGUAGGGUAUGACACAUGAGCUGUUCCUAGGGUCUGCUGACCUGUAACAUGCGACUGGGGUUAGAGGUCAGGGAGGAAGAACAACGGUUCUAAAUGUGAACUCAAGCACUCAAUUAGGCAGAGAGAGCGAGAAAGAGAGGGAGAGGACUGGUGUUCUUUUAAAUAUAUUUAUUAUUUAACUAGGCAAGUACAGGUACAGAGACAUCAUACUGACCUACUUUAACCUCUAGUCAAUAUGUUAGAAUCAGACUUUAUAGAGAAAGGGGCUCCCACUGCAUAAACUGCAUAUACGUAUAUAUUAUUAUUAUUAUAUAUUUUUAUUAUUACUAGUAUUCGUAUAUACAGUAUACAGUGCAGUCGGAAAGUAUUCAGACCCCUUGACUUUUUCCACAUUUUGUUACGUUACAGCCUUACUCUAAAAGGUUUUUUAUUUUUAAAUCCCUUCAUCAAUCUACAAACAAUACCCCAUAAUCACAAAGCCAGUACUGGUUUUUAUAAAAAAAAUUAACAGAUGUAUAAAAAAUCAAAUCUGAAAAUCACAUUUACAUAAGUAUUCAGACCCUUUACUCAGUACUUUGUUGAAGCACCUUUGGCAGUGAUAACAGCCUUGAGUAUUCUUGGGUAUGAUGCUACAAGUUUGGCACACCUGUAUUUGGGGAGUUUCUCCCAUUCUUCUCUGCAGAUCCUCUCAAACUCUGUCAGGUUGGAUGGGGGGGCGUUGCUGCACAGCUAUUUUCAGGUCUCCCCAGAGAUGUUAGAUCGGGUUCAAGUCCGGGCUCUGGCUGGGCCACUCAAGUACAUUCAGAGACUUGUCCCGAAGCCACUUCUGCAUUGUCUUGGCUGUGUGCUUAGGGUCGUCGUUCUGUUGGAAGGUGAACCUUCGCCCCAGUCUGAGUUCCUGAGCGCUCUGGAACAGGUUUUCAUCAAAGAUCUCUCUGUACUUUGCUCUGUUCAUCUUUCCCUCGUUCCUGACUAGUCUCCCAGUCCCUGCCGCUGAAAAACAUUUCCACAACAUGAUGCUGCCUCCACCACCAUGCUGCCACCACCAUGCUGCCACCACCACCAAGCUUCACCGUAGGGAUGGUACCAGGGACGCUUCCAAAAAAUGUUUUUAAUCCAUUUUAGAAUAAGGCUGUAAGGUAACAAAAUUUUGAAAAAGGGAAGGGGUCUGAAUACUUUCUGAAUGUAUAUAUAUUCGUAUAUAUAUACAUUGUCAAGGGUUUUUCUUUAUUUAGACUAUUUUCUACAUUGUAUCAUAAUAGUGAAGACAUCAACACUAUGAAAUAACACAUAUGGAGUCAUGUAGUAACCAAAAAAGGGUUAAACAAAUCAACAUUUAUUUUAUAUUUGAGAUUCUUCAAAUAGCCACUCUUUGCCUUGAUGACAGCUUUGCACACUAUUGGCAUUCUCUCGACUUAUUGGUGUCCCUUUAGUCGUGGUUUCUUUGCAGCAAUUCGACCAUGAAGGCCUGAUUCACCCAGUCUCUUCUGAACAGUUGAUGUUGAGAUGUGUCUGUUACUUGGACUCUUGUGAAGCAUGUAUUUGGGCUGAAUUCUGAGGUGCAGUUAACUCUAGUGAACGUAUCCUCUACAGCAGAGGUGGGCAACUCCAGUCCUCGUGGGUCUGACUGGUGUCACAGUGUUGCCCCCAGGCCUCGGCUAACACACCUGACUCCAAUAAUCACCUAAUCAUGAUCUUUAGUUUAGAAUGUAAUGUGAUUAAUCAGCUGUGUUUGCUGGGGA